GCAUGUAGAUGCAUGGCAAACACUUUCAAAGCGGAAAUUUUUUAAAAUAUUACAAUUCUUUAGGAAAACGAAAAUCUAAAAUUUUAAAAGCUAAUCAAGAAGAUGAGACGGGUGAAACAAGUACUGAAAAGUCAAAUGAAAGCCAAUCCGAGAAAUCUGCAGCUGAAACUAAAACAGAGCCAGCCAAAAAAACUUAUCAGUAGCCUACUCCAGGACACAUUAAAGGAUGGUUGAGAUUCUGAAACCAGCAGAUAAAAAACAGCUUUCGAAAUGGAUAGGUGGUGGAUCAAGCAAACAGUUUGAGCUGUUGUUUAAAGCCACAAGGGAUGGGUGUGCCGCCAACGUCUUCCAUGCAAAGUGUGACAAUAAAGGCCCUACUGUCACGGUUUUCUACAACACUGUUGACUGUAUCUUCGGGGGUUAUACCAGCAUGAACUGGUUGUCUGUUACAACCUACAACUAUGACGAAAAAGCUUUCUUAUUUCGGCUACAGUUAAAGGGUGCUCCAGAGUACAAAAAAUACCCAGUGAAAGUCUUUAACAAUGCUAGCUAUUCGAAUGCCACUUAUGGCCCAACAUUUGGUGCAGGUCAUGAUAUAUAUUCCUUCAAUGGUACACUGGCAAAAACAGGAAACUAUUAUGCCAGCAAUGGUGGAGUAACUCUGGGACAAACAUACAACAUGCUUGGAGACACAGCUGCUACAUUUCAUGCAGAGAAUAUACAAUAUACAGACAUCGAAGUUUAUAAAGUUAUUGAUGGAGGUUUGUGUCUGGAGAAGCCUUGGCGUCCAAUUCCUGGUCUCAAUAUGAAGACUCUGAUGUCCGAAGUAGAGAAGUAUUCCCCUGUGGAUGCUGUGAGCAUCGACUACGUGAACAUCCUGCUGAUAGGAGCUGUAGGAGCCGGCAAGUCGAGUUACUUCAACACCAUCAACUCCAUAUUCCGUGGUCAUGUGACGAGUCAGGCUUGCAGUGGCAGCGCAGAGCACAGUCUCACUACCGUGUAUCGAGUGUACAAGAUUCGCUCUCAGGAAACUGGUUUUCCACUCAAGUUUCGACUGUGUGACACGCGAGGUCUGGAGGAGGCGCAGGGAAUGGAUUCAGCAGAUCUGUUGGCCAUACUUGACGGUCACCUUCCGGACCGCUACCAGUUCAAUCCAUCAAUGCCAGUCAGCCCAGAAGUAACAGGCUACAAGAAAAAUCCAACUUUACAGGAUAAAAUCCAUGUCAUUGCAUUUGUCAUGGAUGGAUGCUCAGUGGAUGUUUUUCCAGAAAAGAUUCUUACAAACAUUAAGGCUACACAACAAAAGGCAAAUCAGAGAGGUAUCCCCCAAGUGGUUCUGCUCACCAAAGUGGACCGUGUGUGUCAGGAAGUGGAACAGGACCUGUCACAGGUCUUCUACAGCCAGGCAGUCCAGGAUCUUGUUGAUGAGGUGUCACAGCUCGUGGGAUUACCACGGGCUCACAUCCUGCCAGUCAAGAAUUACGAGAGAGAGAUGGAGUUGGACCAGGAUGUCAACAUACCGGCAUUGCUGAGUGUCAGACAGAUGCUGAGAUUCGCAGACGACUAUCUCUACAACUUUGUUGAUGAAAGUUAAACAUGACAUUUUAAAUCUUGUUGAGGUGCUGGAACCCAUGGCUUCUGUGUUGUGCACAUGUAAUCAAUUACAUUUAUAUACAGGCAGUUUUAAGCCUUCUGGUGGAUAAUAGUCAUUGCUUUUUAAUUUUUUUAGACAUCCAUACAACUUUAUCAUAUGAUGCAUAUUACAUAAAUGUAUUUCUUAUUUUAUAUUGAUACAGAUUUUUGUAAUACUGCAUACAUUGUGUAAACUUGUGCAUAUUUUGUAAGCUAUGUAAACAUAUUUUUUAUAAAAAAAAUUGUUUUUUAGACAAAUACAUUUGCCUGGGGUUUUUUUGUGCACAAUCAAAAUGUGAUUUAUAGAAUCUUAACAAAUUAUUGGUUUUCCUUAAGUUAACAAUGUAUUAAUGGUUUGGGUUUCAUCUCACCUCAUCUCAUGUAGCAAUGUUUCCCACACUGAGUGAAAUGUUUAGUGGUGUAGCUUACAGCCAGAACUUUAUAAAACAAAAAGUUUCAGUGUUUUAUAAAAACAUAUGUUAAAGGAAGGGCACAUUAAGGCACUUGGCCUGGUAUGCAUAGUCAACGAUAUAUAUAAUGCACAUUAUUGUGGGAUAUUUUUCGUUAUUUUUUUUAGACAAAUAUAGUUGCCUGUUUUUUUGUGCACAAUCAAAUUGUGAUUUAUAGAAUCUUAACAAAUUAUUGGUUUUCCAUAAUUUAACAAUGUGUUAAUGUAGCAAAGUUUUCCACACUGAGUGAAAUGUUUAGUGGUAUAGCUUACAGCCAAAACCAUCCAAAAUAAAAAGUUUCAGUGUUUUAUAAAAACAUAUAUGUUGUUCAUGAGAACCAGUGUUAACAGACAACAUUUUUGGAAAACAAAUAUAACAAUUCUGAUAACUUGUAAUCAAGUUAUAAGUUGAGCGAAUUAAUGGUUAUAAUGGUACAACUGUUUGAUUAAAAAAUUAUAAGAUGCAUUCUGAGUUUUAAAAAAUAUAUAAAUAACAUCCAGAAAUACACUUAUGUUAAAACAUAUAAGGACCAUAUAUUUUUGGCAGGUAUCUGGGAAGAGCAUUUUGCCAGCAGACACCAUGACAAUCCUGUGACUUCAAUAACUAGAUAGCAGUACAGCUGAGGACAGACAAAAAUAGUUUUCUUAAAUUAAGGUAUUUUUUCAAAUUACAUUCUUUGAAAAUCAUAGAAAUAAGGUAUACAAAAUUUGCCGUAUUUAUUAGUGGAUUAAGUUCAAUGUUGCUUUCUUUGCUCAUUUUAGCCUCAUUUUACUAACAUUUCUAUGAAUGCGACAGAAAUUUGUUUACUUUUGGCUGGGUUUCCAUUGAAGUUCACUUUUCACAUGUCAUGAUUCACUUUUCACCAUUCACGCGUGAACAGAAUAUCAAUUUUUUCUUGCAGUGUAAACAAUAUGAACAACAGAGACUGAUUCUAUGUAAUUCCUUCCAGCUUUUUCAACCAAUAGAUUUACAGUUACUGUUAUAUGGUAGAAGCACAUUAAACGAUGCCAAUAAUAAAGAAAUAUUUACUUAUGUUCAAAUAUAUAUAAAAAAAAACCUCAUCGUUUUGAUUAAUAAAGUAUUAUUUAAAUUACCAAAAGGAUUAUUUGUAAAUGUGAUAGCAAAUUUAA
Messenger RNA from Gigantopelta aegis, 3211 nucleotides. RefSeq names its product interferon-induced protein 44-like. The transcript is spliced from 7 exons. Lineage: Eukaryota; Metazoa; Mollusca; Gastropoda; Neomphalida; Peltospiridae. The record is from RefSeq and is a predicted model, not a curated record. Bases 227 to 1594 code for a protein of 455 amino acids.